Messenger RNA from Volvox carteri f. nagariensis, 4440 nucleotides. RefSeq lists its product as uncharacterized. The record is from RefSeq and is a predicted model, not a curated record. The transcript has 8 exons. The coding region runs from base 1 to 4440 and encodes 1479 amino acids. NCBI's taxonomy places the organism in Eukaryota, Viridiplantae, Chlorophyta, Chlorophyceae, Chlamydomonadales, Volvocaceae.
AUGUUUGUAACGGGAGGACAAAAGAUAAAGCUGGUUUGCGCCGCGCUCGCGGCUCUGAGCAUCCGAAACUCCUCCUCGAUGCGCGACCUCUUGUCCGCAGCGUUGCAGAAGCUGCCUCAGUGGCUCGGUGUGCAGCUGCUCCUAGCAGUGGCCGAGGAGGGCGAGGCCCUGCAGGCUCGCGCCGGCUCUGAGGUAGAGCGCUGCGCUGCCGUACACCAUGAACUCCGCGAGGAGGUGGGGCCCCACGUGCUCACCUGGCUGGCUGGCGUUACGGCCGCCGCCGCCGCCGCCGGCGAAACACAUUGCCACCCUGACAGCAAUAACAACAACAACAGUAGCAACAACAACAACAACAACAACAGUAGCAGCAACAACCGCCACAACCAGCUGCAGCGGCCCGCGAUUCAAUUGCUCCUGGUCCGCUGCUUCGGUGCCUGGUGUCGGCUAGGUUGCCUGUACGGCACCCGCUGCCCAGCUGGCGCGGUACGGGAGUUGCUGGGGCUGCUGCUCCGAUGUGCACAACCCGGUUACGCCGUCACGGCCUCGUACGGCACCGUAGGGACCGGUGGCGGCGGCGGUGUCGGUGGCGGGGACGGCCGUGCAGCACCGGCGGCCCUGCGCAGUGAGGCCUGCGAGGCGCUGGGCGACGUCGUAGAACACGGACCCGACGGCUUGCUGCGGGAGCUGCACGGACCCAUGGUUCAGUUGGCGGCGGCGGCGGCGGCGGCGGCGGGACAACGCGACGCCGACGCCGGGUACGCCGAUAUCGUGCAGCUGGUGUCGUCGUAUGCCGCCGCGCGAAUGGGUGAGCUGGUUGCUGCGAUGUGUAGUGAUGAUGAUGGCGGCGGCGGCAGGAGCAGCGGCGGCGGCGCGGAUACGACAGCAGCGGCGACGACGGCGGCGGCGCCGCUGGUGCUAGGGUUAUGUCAGCUGGCCGCGCUGCCGAUUUUUACUAUGGAAGGAGGUUACCCAGUCGGUUGGCCAGCCAUGCAGACGUUGACGGACCUGGCGCUGGGUUGCAUGGCGGCGGCGCCGCCGCCGCAGCCGCCGGGAACCCCAGCGGGCCCUAUCACUGUCGCCACGGCUGCUCUCGACGGCGAUUCGUCAGUCCCACCUUCCGAAGAGGAGCAUGUCGUACCCGACAUCACCCUCGGGCCGCGGCCCGGCCUGCCGCCGCACCUGAUAGUUCUGUACGACAAUUUACUGCAUGGCGUACUGUCGUGCUGUGUGUCGUGGAGCCUGUUGGACGCUGCGGCUGCGGCGGACGGCUCGUCCGGAGAUGCGCGUACGUCAUCUUCGGCAGCGUCGGUGGUGCUGGGAAGGAAAGCGGAGGCGUACGGCGCCACCUCCGCCGCCGUCGGCUUGCUCACCCUGCCGCCAGAGUGCGAGGAGGCUCUGCGCGGCUGUUUGCAGGCUUGCGGUGGCGUCGUGGGACAGGUACGGCAGAUCCAGAUUGCCGUAGAGCUGCUGCAGUACACCGCCGCGACGUCGUCGGCACCUUCGGUGGCUAUGGCAGCCGGCGAGCGGGUGACAGUCGGCCCAGGUUUGGGGUCGGCGCCAUCGUCAUGUUCUCAGUUGCCGGCUCGUACGGCGGUGGUGUCGGCGGCGCUGACGGCGGCGCUUGCCAGUGUUGCGGCCUGCGGCACUCUCCCGCCGCCAGCAGCGGCGACUGCUGGGACGGCACCGCACGGCGACGGCGCCGCCGCCGCGACGGCGGCGUCAGCGGCAGGCUGGAUACUGCUGACGGCAGCCGAUUACCUGCAUCACGAACAUACUGCCGUACACCUCCCACCCGCGGAGACAUACUCGGCGACAUUUCCAGCAGUGGCGGCGGCGGCCGCCAGGCCGCCGCCGUCAGCGCCGCUAACGGGCCUUGCCGUACCACUGACACUGUACUAUUGCGAGGCGCUUGCAGCCAGUUGCCAGGCCGUAUUGCUGCAGCUACAGCUACAGCUACAGCAUCAAGCGGAAGAAAUGCUACAGCCGAUGGGUCAAUGGCCACCACAGCCGUUUGUGCCGCCCAUCGCCCCCCCCACGGGUCGGAGGGGGGCCCUGGGUGGCGCCUGUGUGCUGUGCCGGCUGAUGGAACCGGCUCUUGCAGGUACUCAGCUGGAGGCGACCGCUGCUGUAGCGGCUCGCGCACUCCACGCCGGGGUAUCGGCGGCGCGGCGAGCAGGCAUAGCCCUGCCCAUGCAGCUGGCGGUGGCGCUCAUUGAUUCGGUGCACUGCCUGCCGUACGACAUUGGGCCGGGUUUCCAUGCGGCGGAGCGGGAGCUCUUCCGAGCGGCAGUGGCGACGGCGGCGGCGGCGGCAGCCGGCGGCGGCGGCGGUGGGGGGGAGCGCAAGGAGCGGCAUGGCUUAUUCCAUCGGCUGCUAUCUCCGGCGGUGUCGUACAUCAAUCAGGCAGCUGCCUCAGCGGCGCCUGGCGCCUCCCUCCCGCCCCGCCCCGCUGCUUCCGCGUCCUGCGGCGGACCGCAUGCCUUGGCGUCGCCGCCACCGCCGCCGCCGCCGCCGCCGCCGCCGCCGUCACGCAUGGCUACUGGAACGGCGGCCUCUGCCCUCGGAUCCGAUGGUACAGCUGUCGUUCGCGCCGUCAUCGCCUCCACCACAGACCAUGCCUUGGUGCGCCAGCUCAGGCUGCUGGAGGCGGCGUUGACGGCGGAGAUGGCGAACGCAGACGUCGUCAGUGCUGCGCCCUGUCAGGAGACGGCGGCGGCGGGGCGCAGCCAGCAGCCGGCGGCCGGCGCUGUCGCCGCCCUGUUCGUGCAACAGGCGUGGCCGGCUCUGCAGGUGUUGCUGCAACGCGGCGCGGCCGGGCAGUUCCUGUUACCACUGUGCAGGUGCCUGGCAGCCGUGUUUCGCAGCGCCGCCAGCGGUGAGCUUGUGACGGCGGCGGCGGCGGCGGCAGGUGACGUUUGGCCCAAAGUCGAUGAAUGCCGCGGCGGCGGCGGCGGUGCCGGCACCUGCACUGAUGAGGGCGUGGACUAUUUCGGCGUGGGUUGGGGGCUGGCGUUACGCGGCGCGUCGCCGCCGAUGCUGGCAUCAUCGCCAGCACAGCCCAACGGACCUGACCCGUGGGUCAGCUCGGCCCUGGAGGCGCUGGCGGCCUGCGUGGGCCGCCCCGGUGCCAAACACGUGUACGAGCCGCUGGCGGCCCUCCUGGAGGUUUGUACGGGUGCCGCGUCGGAGCAAAACCCUGGGGAAUCCCCGCGCAACCCCCUGGAGGAGGAGGAGCAGGACGAACGGGAGGAGCGGCAGCGGUGCUGGCGGCAGCGGCACUACGGGCAUGUGGCUCGUACUGUGUACAGCAUAUUGUGCGGCAGUGUGGCUUCGGAGCUGGCGGGCUCUUGGCCCGCUGCUGACCGCGAUCCCGACUCGGCGGAGUGUUUGCUACGCCUUGCCACGGCAGCCGUACGGUACGGCAUUCUGGAACCGGCGGCGGCGGCAGGGACUUGUGGCCGCAGCGGCGUCGACGCCGCUGGACCUGAUGACAUGGACACUGCCGUCAUAGGCGCCGCCGCUGCGGCGGUCGCUGCGCAGGGUUGUACGACAGGCGACGACGCAGCCGCGGCGACGGCGGCGGCUGCAGCGGCGGCAGCGGCGCUGCGGCUGGCGGCCGCCAGCAGCGGCUGCGACCAUCGCCAAGUAUCUGCUGCUGCACUCUCUUGCACAUGUGCCGUACUGGAGGCCGCGCGUGGUCGCACGGCGGCGGCGGCACCACGCAGUAACGCUCACACCGACGGCGGCGGUGGCGGCGGUUGUCAAGGCGCAGCGCGGCUUGAGCUGUCGUCAAUGGUGAUGCAGCAGGGGCCUGUGGUAGUCGCCGGGCUGCUGGCGGCGCUUCUGUCUUCGUCGCCGCUGCCGAGGCUUCAGCGCGUGGCAACGGGGCUGGUCCGGCUGAGUGACGUGGCAGCGCACUGUUACCUCCGGGAGCAGCCGCUCCAGCACCAGCAACAGCAACAGCACCAAACCCAGCAGCAGCAGCAGUACUUGGCGGCGGGUGUAGGGGUGUGCGGUCAGGUGUUGACGUCGUGGCUGAUGGCGGCGACCCGACUCCUGCCGCAGCUGCUGGCAGAGCGAGACGUUGCGGCGCUGAUAUCCGCCGGGGUGCCGCCGCUGCUGGCGGAGCUGAGUAUGUGGAACGAGGCCGCGAUGGUGGGCGUAUCGGAACCAGCAGCAGGAACAGCAACAACAGCAAAGACAAGGACAAGGACAACAACGGGGGCUGAAGGAGGGGCGGAGUGGAGUGCAGGGGCCAGUGAUAGUGUCGGAGGAAGUGGAGCAGCAGCUGCCGCUGCGGCGGAGGCUACCCGCGGUCUGAGCCGCAAGCUGCGGCGGCUGCUCCGGGAGUUUGCGGAGAGCAGGCUACGUCCGCAGGCGUCCGCAAGAGAGCCCCAGGAAGGAGGCAAGAGCGUUUUUCCUUCGUCGUGCGAAUUAUGA